Molecule: messenger RNA, 5959 nt
Organism: Cuscuta epithymum
Lineage: Eukaryota; Viridiplantae; Streptophyta; Magnoliopsida; Solanales; Convolvulaceae
Source: the annotation of a GenBank genome assembly
AAAGAUACGCAGUUGUUUGCAUAAAUUAAUAUAAUAACUACUUACUUUGUAAUUGUCGAAAAUAAGAGCAAAAAUGGAAGAACAAAAUCAGCUGAGGCGUAGCACGCUGCAAGCGUUAGGCGAUCAGAAGAGGUGUUUAUAUAGAUGAUAAGAUUGCUCGAAAAAAUCUAUUAGAUAUAGGACUCUAUUGGAGAUCUUGAGAGCUCUUGUGCGUCGGAUGGUGUCACCCACGGCGGCUCAGCCGCCUACACCAACUCCCAACGUUUGGUCAAGGAAAUCAUUUGCCGACGUGGUGGCCAGUAAACCUGGUGGAUUACUAUCGGCUAAAACCCCUUCUCGUCACAAAGGAGUGCCUGCCAUCAGCUUCCCGGAUAGUGAUGUUGCAAUCCUGGCUGAAAGGCAUAAAAAUACGCUGAUUGGCUACUUUUAUCGUGGAAGGCCCAGUUUGGAGAAUAUUCGUAAAGCUUUUGAGAUCAUUGGUUUUAAGGGUUCUUUUCAUCUAGGUGUUUUGGAACGAAAGCAUAUUGUUAUUAGAUUUGAUGCGGAGGAAGAUUAUUUCAGAUGUUGGAACCGUCAGAGUUGGACUAUUCAAGGUUAUGUGAUGCGUGUUACGAAGUGGACUCCGGAUUUUCACCCGAAUGUUGAGUCUCCGGUGUUUCCGGUUUGGAUCAGCUUUGAAGGCUUGCCCUUACACCUUCAGGAUAAAAGGGCGCUAUUUGACAUUGCUGGACUAUUAGGUAACCCCCUAAAGAUUGAUGCUGCUACAGCAAAUUUAUCUAGGCCUUCAGUAGCCCGUGUUUGCGUUGAAAUUGAUGUUACGAAGGAUAUGCCUUCCAAGGUAUGGAUAAAUUGUGGUUCUCUUGGCUUUAUGCAACCAGUUAUAUAUGAACAGCGCCCGGAAUACUGCUCACACUGCUUGCACCUGGGACAUUCAUUUGGUAAUUGUGCUAAAAAAAACCCAGAUGUACCUAAGGUCUCCAAUUUGCCCAGGGACAAAUGGGUGGAGAAAAAUAAAGUUUUAUCAAGUCAGCAAUCCAAACAAGUAAAAUUUACAGCGGCUGAGAAAGGUAAAGCUAUUAUCACUGACAAGACUAUUUGCAAGGCAGGUAAUAAGGAUGACAGGAAUUUAAGCAAGGCUCUGAUAGUUGUUGAUCAGCCAGCCUCUUUAAAGCCAUCCUUUUCAAAACCAUCUACUUCAGUGCCAGUCCCCCAGGUGACAUAUGCUGAUUGGGAUGAAGUAUCUGAAACUGAAGAAAUAUUUCAUGAAGGAAGAUCUGACGUCCCAAAGCCAGUUGAUGGUGUUUCUGGUUCUCAUAAUCAGGCUAAUCCAGAGUCAGGGGGGCUAGACCGGCAUGAGAUAAGGAUGCUACUUCAUAAACCGCUCCUUGGAUUACUGCAAAACAAAAAUGUUAACCAUAUCAAAGAUGAUUUUCAGCUUAAGGAGUUAAACAAGAUAAUGGAGUUUGACCAGGUUGUAGCAUCAAAAGAGUAUGCUUCAGAUGGUGAAUCUAAUAAGGAUAGUAAGGCCUUACAUAAUUGGGAGGUAAAUUGGAGCGAUAUUGUGGCCAAAGUUGAUGCUAUGGCUGCUAGAUUAGCUAUGCAGGAAACCUCAUCUCUCUCUGUGGAUUGUGAGGAGUCUGGGAAUGCGCCAUUGCCUCAGCCAAACACUCAGGUCGGCAGGGGUGGUGUUUCUGUGCCAAAUCAACCUGUUGAUUCAGCUUCUGAACCUGUCCAUGAAGACGAUGUUAUGGUCCAGUUGAAUCAGCCUGAGGCUUUUGAGCUUGAAGAGGGCGAGUUUACCAAAGUUAUCAGCAGGAGAAACAGGAAGAAGGACGCUUUAGAGGGUCUUGGGGCUGUUCCUCGGAUCACAAGGAAUACUGCAAAAAAGAAAGAUGGGUCAGUUGGGUCAGUUUCUGAUUUAAGUAUCAGUAAACAGGCUUCUCAAAAUUCCUCACUCCUACCUAAAUGAAUUGCCUAUUCUGGAAUGUACGGGGUAUUGAAUCUGCCAGGGCUAGAUUAUCUUGUUUAAUCAGGCAAUGGAAGGUUCAGAUCCUAGCUGUUAUUGAACCUAUUUCUCACUUUUCUAAAGCUGAUUCUUUUAGGCAUGAUUUUGGUUUUUCUGAGGUUCUUUCUUCUCCUAUUAAUAAAAUCUGGGUCUUUUGGGACUCAAAUGAUGUAAAUAUCUCUGAUGUUACUUGGCAUUCACAAUUUAUUCAUAUGAAGAUUUCAAAGUGCAACUUUGAGGGCUGGAUCACUAUGGUUUAUGGAAAUCAUAAUACUGUUAUCAGGAGGGAGCUUUGGGACUCUCUGGUGUCUUUGUCUAAUGGGAUUCAGAUGCCUUGGUUGAUUGGGGGGAUUUUAAUGCCAUUGCAGCCCAUAAUGAGCAUAAUGGAAGAGCUAUGCCUAAUCUUAGAAGUAUUAUGGACUUUUCUGAUUGCAUCUCAGCCUGUGACUUUAUUGAACCUAAUAGCUCAGGGCCUUUCUUCACUUGGUCAGGGGUUAGAGCUAACGGUAGGGUGUGGAGGAAAUUAGAUAGAUGCUUUAUCAACUCCAGUUGGAAUGACUCUUUUAGUAACAUUCAGGUGGACAAUUUAGACAGAACACCAUCUGAUCACUGUCCUAUCCUGGUCAAAUGUCUUAUGGAGGAUCAAUUUGGGCCCAGAUCAUUUAAAUUUCAAAACAUGUGGCUUAAACACACUAAUUUUAUGGAGGUUGUGCAGAGAAGCUGGUGUAGUAGUUCCAGUGGAGGGGGAAUGAGAGGGAUGGUCUUUAAAUUGCAGUGCCUGAAAAAGGAUCUGAAGCUCUGGAAUAAAACUUCAUUUGGUAAUAUCUUUGAUGACAUCAAAUUGUGUGAAGCUAGAGUGAUAGAGGCGGAAAAAGACUUUGAAUUAAAUCCUAGUGAGGAAAGAAGAGCUCACUGGAGUCACAUGAGGGCACUAUUGAUGACUAAACAUAAGAUGGAAAGAAAAUUUUGGAAACAGAAAGCCCGCUUACAGUGGCUUAAAGACGGUGAUUCUAACUCUAAAUUUUUCCACUCCUAUGUUAAGAUCAGACACAGAAAGCAAGCGAUUUCCUCCAUCACCAAUGAUCAGGGGCAGAAGAUUACCUCUUUCUCUGAGAUUGGAGAUGCUGCUAUAUCCUUUUUCUCAAAACUUUACUCUGUGGAUCCUGAAAUUGAUGCUGAAGAGAUCCUGCAAUUCAUACCUCAGAUUAUUUCUAGUGAUGACAAUCUGUUUCUUAUGAAAUUGCCAGAUGAAGUAGAAGUUAAGCAUGCAGUUUGGAGUCUUAAUCCAAAUGGGGCUCCAGGACCCGAUGGGUUUAAUGGUAAAUUUUUCAGAAAAUGCUGGCCUAUUGUUGGAAAAGACUUGGUUAGGGCUGUUCAGGAGUUUUUUAUGGGCAUAUCUAUUCCCAAAGGUAUGUCCAGUAGCUUGGUAAUUUUAAUUCCUAAAUCUGACAAUCCUGAUACUUUUGGUGAUUUUCGGCCCAUCUGUCUCUCUAAUUUCGUGUAUAAGGUCUGCACUAAGGUUAUGGCUGAUAGACUGGCUUUGUUAUUACCUAAAAUCAUCUCCAAGGAACAAAUAGGCUUUAUGAGGAAUAAAGAUAUGGUUGAUCACAUUUUAAUUGCUCAGGAGAUGAUUCAUGCAUUACAAAAAAAAAAAUAAGGGGAUCAAAUGUAGUGGUAAAGCUGGAUAUGGCCAAAGCUUUUGACAAGGUUUCCUGGAGAUUUCUUAACAGUGUUCUACACAAGUUUGGCUUUUCUCAAGCAUUUACUCAGGUUGUGAUGAAUUCAUUACAGUCCACUUACCUAUCCAUCUUAAUUAACGGAAUCCCCACAGGAUUUUUUCAACCUAAAAGAGGGGUAAAACAAGGUGACCCUCUCUCCUUUUUUCUUUUUAUUUUGGCUUCUGAGGCCUUUUCUAGGGGGUUAAAUUGGCAUAUUAACAAUGGCCAUAUUAAGCAGUAUUAUUUGGGCUCUUUAGGUCAGCCUGUUUCCCACCUGGGAUUUGCUGAUGACCUACUGGUUUUCCUUAAUGGGGAAUCUAGGUCUUUAAUAAAUUUCAGCAAUUUUUUAAAAUCUUACCAGCUUGCUUCUGGCCAGUCUAUUAAUCUACUCAAGAGCUCUUUUUUAUGUGGGAGAAAGGCAAGAGCUGGGGUGAUCUCCAAUCUCCUUAUGAUGCGGGAGUCUGAGCUUCCAAUUAAAUACUUGGGGGUCUCUCUGCAUAAAGGAAUUAAUAGGGAUAAGUACUGCAUGGAUAUUGUUAAAAAAUUCGAUUCCAAACUUACUACUUGGAUGCAAAAAAACUUAUCUAUGGGUGGUAGGCUUAUUCUGAUCAGACACGUGCUCAACACCAUCCCUUUGCAUAUUUUAGCUGCAGACAGAUUACCAAAGAAAAUUAUCAGCAUUUUGGAAAGUAAAAUGGCAGGAUUUCUAUGGGGUUCUUCUAAUAACAAACAAAAAUAUCAUUGGAUUAAGUGGUCACAUCUUUGUUUUCCCACUGAUGAAGGGGGGUUGGGUAUAAGGAGUCUAUCUGAUAUUGAAAAAGCUUUCUCCUUAAAACUUUGGUGGAAAUGGAAGAAAGGGAGGUCUAUGUGGUCCAACUUUAUGCAUGUCAGGUAUCCAAGGGGUCAGAAUAUGACUCCUAAGAUAACUGACUCGCCUAUUUGGAGAAGAAUUUGCUAUAUUGAUGAGUCAGCUAGCUCUCUGUGUGGACUAAAUGAGGAUGGAAGUCUGUUCUGGGAGCCUGAGGAUGAUGGUAGGUUUACUUUAAAGUCGGCCUAUGAGGCAAUCAGGGAUGAGCUGCCUAAACAAUUCUCCUAUCAGCAUAGUUGGCAUCCCAAACUUCCUCUUACAAUUAGAUUGCUACAGUGGAAAAUCAUUAAAAGAAUUGUCCCUAUUACGGACAAUUUGUCCAGAUUUAAGGUUGUCCUCAAUCCUUCCAUUUUCCCUUUCUGUAGACAACAUUCAGAUAGUAUGGAUCACAUCUUUCUUUCUUGUGAUAAGAUAAAGCCAAUCUGAGAGUAUUUCAUGGGAAUUUUGGGCAUUCCUAUCCUUUAUCGGUCCAUCUCUAUCAGACAAAUCUUCCUUUCUUGGUGGUUAAAAGUUGGCUUUAAAAGUCUUGAGGAUAUUUUUAAGCAUUGUUUACCUGGUAUCAUAUGUUGGAACAUCUGGAAGGUGUAUGCGGAUCUAAUUUGGGGAUUGGGGGAUAAUUUUCCUACGCAAGAUAAUUUUAUUUAUCAAAUUAAAUCUUAUUCUCAGUUGUGGGUCUCUAACUUCUCUACAUUAAAGCUUGCUAAGGUGGGGAGAAUUCUUUAUGAGGAGCAUCUAAUACCUACUGGUUUUAAGCUAUCGAGGCCUACGAUAAUUGCUGUUAGGUGGAAAAAGCCAGUAAACACUUACAAGCUUAAUACUGAUGCCAGCUUCGGGUUGGGCUCAGCAAGGGGAGGUUCAGUUCUGAGGGAUUCAGAAGGUCGCUUCAUCAGGGCAACUUCCUUUCCAAUCGAUGCCUCUUCUCCUUUGUAGGCGGAAUUAUUGGCGGUAUUUACAGCUACGAAAUGGGCGAUUCAUGAAGGAUUUUCAGGGUUCAAGGUUGAGACGGAUUCUUCUGAAGUGAUACGAUACAUCGAGGAUGGUGGUGAAGGUAGGUGGUCGUGCCAGGUUACUUCGUUGUUGGAUCUGUCUGAAGCUAAUGGUAUUUCCUAUUUCAGUACUUUGAGAGAAGCAAAUAUGGUUGCCCACUAUUUAGCGGAUCUAAAUCUGGCCCAUCAGAUAUUUUAUACGCAAAUCUGUGAUCUUCCUAGUCGGGUUCGGAUGUCCUACUAUAUGGACCUCUUUGGUCUUCCCGCUUUUAGAAUUAGCUGAUCGGACUUCUUUCUGUUUUACUUCUAAUGGGUCAGGUCCAGCCCCCCCAUUAGCCCUUUCCUUUGUUUCUAUAUCUGAGAGGUUUUGAUCUAGUCCCCC